Messenger RNA from Schistosoma turkestanicum, 7320 nucleotides. Lineage: Eukaryota; Metazoa; Platyhelminthes; Trematoda; Strigeidida; Schistosomatidae. The record is from the annotation of a GenBank genome assembly.
AUGACCAGCCGCCUUGAUCGUCUUUUUGUGCUGUUGGGAAAUUGUCCUAAUGCAUCUUUACGGACUGCAGCUGCGGAACAACUUGGAGAGGUCGCAAAGAGUAGUCCAUCAAACAUUGACUAUGUGUUCACCUGUCUUAUCCCUCUGUUACGUCAUAAAAAUUGGGUUUCUCGUGUUGCUGCAUCAGAAGCUAUUCGUCAUAUUGUUCGUAACUUACCUAAUUGGGAACCAACUUUACAGUGUCAAAGCGAUGUAGAUCAAAAAUAUGCCUCAGAUAAUGGCUUCCUCAGUUUAAGUGAACUUCGAAUUGACAGUGUCCUAGCUCAAGGAGCUCGACUUUAUAGUAUGGAUGCACGUGAAUUAGACAAAGAUAACAAAUCAAGUCAUUUUGAACGAUAUAAAAAGAAUAAUGAAAAUACAAUGGAAUGUGAUGCGCAAACAGAUGUUCACUCUUCUCAACUCUUACUACCAGUACAACGCCAAGAAAUCAAUAGUCGUUUAGGCUUGGAAAAUGGUAAUCUAUUGACUGAAGUUUUGGAGAGUCAUGCUAAUGUCUCAAUCAAUAAAUGGAUUACAACAGACGAUUUGACUGAUGAAACACAAUCUGGAUUCACUCAAAUCGAUGUGGAGACUUGUGUACGAAGUGCUUACUUCGGUAAUACGGACAAAGAUAAGAAAAGAUACAAUUCCUGUCAAUCCCCAAUUCAAUGUGAUACAAAACGUAUCAAACUAGAUCCAUCAAGUGAUGUUGGAACCAUUGAUAAAUGUGCAAAGGAUGUUCAAGCCACUACCGCUCCUGCUGUAUUAAAUCAACCAUUGGCUUAUUGGCCAUUAGACAAAAUAUGUACUACACUUUUAGGUGAUUUAUGGGCAUUACGUUGGGAGACACGUCAUGGGGCAGCUUCUGGUCUACGUGAAUUACUCUCAGAGCCAAGACAUACAAGACAAGCUGGAAAAUGUGUUGGCCAAUCAGAAAUUGAGAUGUAUAACAGUCAUUAUCAAUAUUUAGAAGAUAUUGUAGUUCGAGUAUUGUGUACAUUAGCAUUAGAUCAAUUGUCUGAUUUUAUUUCAGAUGAAAUUGUUGCUCCAGUACGUGAAACAGCUGCACAAUUAUUAGGUGUAUUAUCAUUGCAUUUAACACUGGAACAAAUAUUAUUAGUGACAAAACAUUUAAUAUUUCUAGUCUCAUUAAAUGAUGACACAAUCAAUCAAUUAUGUACAAAUAUACCUUGUCCGAAGGAGGAGAAUACAAAUACAUCAAAAAAUAGUUGGAUGAUAACACAUGGUGGUUUAUUAGGCAUUAAAUAUUUACUUGCUUCAAGAAAGGAUUUAAAAGAUACUCUAUUACCUCAUGUUACACCAUGUUUAAUUAGUCGAUUAUUUGGUAUACCAAUUACAACUGAUCAUCAAUCUAUAUCAUCUCCUCCUCCUCAACAACAACAACAACUAACUAGUUGUCAUCAUUCAUCUUCAUUGAAUAGUGCUAAUGCUAAUGUCAGUGCCCUGGUGGACGAUGAAGAUAUACGUGCAGCUGCUGCUUCAGCUUUAUUACCAAUUAUUGACACAGUAUGGAUUGAAUCAUUAAGUCAACAUGAAUAUCAUUUAUUUGUUAAACAUCUUUGGUCAUUGAUACGUAAUACACCAUCAGAUUUCUCACCAUCCACCGGUCCAGUACUUAGUUUAGUUUGUGCAUUAACUAAAGCUGAAUUAGGCAAGAAACAACAGAAUAAUAAUACAAUCAAAUCGGAAGUGGAUAUUAGUAUUUAUCAAAUUGAUACUAGUGAAAAGAUAAUGAUCAUAGCAGAACUAUUACAUCAUGUCUCUUCAUCGAUUCGUCAAAGUGCUUUGAAUACUUUACAAUGUGUCAUAGAAUCAUGUGAAGAACAAAUGGAAAUCUUAUCAGUGGAUACAUUACACAUAAUCUUGGAUAAUUUAUUUCAACGUAUACUAUUAGAAUCAUAUAGUUCAAUACGUGCCCUUGCUACUAAUCUUACAAUUCAAAUUAUUCAAACAGCUAAAAUCGAUUGUCUUGUUCAAGCAAGUAUUCGUCGUUUAGAUGUAUGGCUAUGUCAAGCUAUGCAACCAACUGGUAUACCUUAUCCAAAUAAAUUCUUAGUACCUUGUUUACAAUCUCAAUCUGGUGUACAAUUUACAACGAGUGGAUUGAAAACAAGUAAUGAGGAAUUAUGCAAACUGACAGUUACAUCAACUGAGAAUACUGACACAGCAGAUAUUACAUCAAGUAAUCAAACAGGUGUAUGUAUACCUCAACCAACAUAUUGUAUUGGUGGUUUUCAAUGUUUAACUGCCAGUCGGUCAGAAAUGGAAUCAUAUGUUUUAGAAACUAGAAUCUCAGCUGUUCGUGUUUUAGCUUAUUUAUGUUCACGUAUUUGUCAAUACAAUCAGUUAAUUCCAAUUUAUUUAUUGCCAUGUAUAUCGGACAUUUCAAAGUCGUCGUCGGCGUCGUCAGUAGUAGAAAACACUAAUCCGGACAAUGAUCCUACAACAACUACUACUAAUACCAACAAUAAUAGUAGUACAUCAACUAGUGUCUUAAAUUACGUUAUCGGACAACUCCUAUGCCAAUUGCAUUUAAAAGAUCGAUUAGCUAUGCAACGUUUUAUCGCUGGUUUAUUAGUAUCUUCAUGGUCUUUACUAUCGUCAAUGUCAUGUUUAUCAAGUUGCUUGAUUCAUCCGAAUGAUUCGCUUAAUAAUUUUACAUGGGCUAAUUUAUUUUCUACUUCGUCAUCUACCCCAUUCUUAUCAUUGGAUUUAAAACAAGGACAACAAUUAUUAGAUUUAAAUUUUAAUAUUAUAAAAACUGAUUUAUUGGAUGUAUCAAAACAGCUGCGUGGACGUUUAGAAUCAUGUUUAACUGAAGUGAUUUAUUAUGAAGAAAUACUAGCUCCUUUCAAACUAAUGCAAGAAGAUUGUCGUGAAUUAAUUAGAUUGAUGAAAAGUUGUAAUCUUCCAGUUGAUGCUCAAAUCCCGUUAAAUGGUGUAUUAACCAUAGUUCAUUGUAAAACAUUACUUCAUAAAGUGGCUAACUUAAUUCUUCAUACACAACAUAAAAAAGAAUCAUGUGUUAUAGAUUCAUCUUUACUGGAUCAAUUGCAUUGUCAAUUUGAACGAACUCGAAGCACAGUUGAUCAUUGUCUUACGCUACAAUUAUAUUUAGGAAAUCGUGUUGAAUUAGGCAUAGCUUGUGCAUUAGCUAAUAUGAAUUGGAUAUUACCUGGUCGUUUAAGUUUACUUAUACGUCCAUUAAUGGAUACUAUACGAUGUGUUAAUAAACCAUGUGUUAAUCAAUCUACUACUACUACUACUACUAAUCAUCCCCUACAAUCAUCAUUAUUAACUUCAACUACUACUAAAGAUGGUAUUUUCCCGCUAAAUACUCAAUCUAAUGUUACUUCGACUACAACAACUACUACAUCAUCGAUCUGUGGUGGAGUUGGUGGUAGUGCUGCUAGUAGUGCUAGUACUAUUACUACUACUACUAAUAGCAAUACUGUGAUUGUGAAUACAUGUAUAGAUUAUAUACCAAUUGGUACAUGUCUACAUCUUCAACGUUUAGCUGCUUAUUGUUUAGCACGUCUUUUAUGGUUAGAAUGGAAAAUGUUACUAAGUACUAAACAGUCAUCAUCAUCAACAACAUCAUCGUCGUUGACGAAUAACAAUUUGCAGCUGAAUACUUCUAAAGCUGCUGUUAAAGUAAUCAAAAAUCUUACUUCUUAUUUGAUAGAAUCUGAUCCAGAUCUAUCGUUCUCUUCAACAUCAUCAUCAUCAUCAUCAUCCGAAUCAAGUCAUCAAUCCAAUGAGGAUCAAUUUUUAUUGGAUACCAAAAUAACAAGUGGUAAUCCAUUGACUACUUAUCGAUUGGAUUCAAUGACCACUGCGACAUCGUCAUCAUCAUUUGAAGCACAACGUCAAUCUGCUCAAUAUCGUGGUGCACAUAUUUCUUUGUCUUGCAUCUGUUACAUGUUUAUCACAUUGUAUCAUCAUGAAGAAAUUGUUCAAACUCCUGAUUCGUCGUCGCCAUCAUCAAGGUCAACGAUGAAACCUGUGCUCGAUCACCAUCACCACCAACAACAACCUUGUCUGUAUCAUUUAUCCAAUACUUCAUUAAAUAGUCUACGUUUAGGUCUACCAUCAUUAUGGCAUUUAUUUUGGAUAAAUCCAAUUAAAAUUAUCAUUAAUGUUUAUGAUCAAUUAGGAAUUUUAACAGAACAUAAUGAACAACAACAACUACAUGAUAUUAAAGAAGGAGAUCAUAGUUAUAUGACUUUGAAGAAAUUAACUGAUGAAAUGAAAUUCAACCAGCUCAAAAUGAAAUCAAUCAAUUUGUCAAAAUCUAAUCAAAAUGAAUUAAUCAGUGGUUUAUUAGUCCUAUCAACAUGUUUACAUGUACUUCUGCCAUGUAUUGAUCCAGAUCAAAUUGACAAUGGUUCCGUUGAAACUAUUGAUCAUUUCCUAACAUUUGAACAAAUAAUUUGGUUAAGUGUAUUAGUAAUUCAUUUACCAUACAAGGCAUGUCGUCGUAUUGGUGCACGUCUACUAGCUGAUUUGACAUUAUUACGACCAGUGUAUACAUUGAAUAUUUUAUUGCCAUUAUUAUUGUUAUUCUUAACUAGUAAUAAUAAUAAUAAUAACAGUAGUAAUAAUAAUAUUCUCUUAUUAACUGAUUCAUCAACAACAUGUUGUCUUGGUACAUUGGAGACAUUUUUAACGAUUGUUGACAAAUUCUCCAAUUUACAUAAUUCAUCUAUUAGUAGUAUUAGUAGUAGUUAUAUUCUUCAAAAUUAUCCACCCAUCAUUCUUAACGAUCCACUUGUUGAACCGAAUGUCAAGGCGCUAUCUACAUGUUGUUGUCAAUGCCUUCUGAAAUCGACAAAUGAACAAACAAUAUUGAAUAAUUGUGAAUUGAAGUCUUCCAAUGAUUUAACGACAACGCCGCCACUGCCGCCGACAACGACGACGAGUAACACCAAUGCAAAUCUUGUUAAUGAUGUAACCAACUCAUCAUCUACACCUACAUCAACAUCAUCGUCAUCUUCAUUGUCGAAUAAUUUAAAAUUGUUCUUACCAUAUGUUGUCUUAUUAUUAACGCCAACAUUACGAUUAAUAUCGAAUUCUAAUCAACAGAUACGUUGCGUAGCUGGACGACUGUUUACAUCUUUAUUAGAUUUAUUACCUUUAGAAUCAUCCAUUCCGAAUCCGGAUAAAAUGAAAGAUGAAUUUAAACAACUCCGUACUGAACAACGUGAAUUCAUUGAUAAUCUAUUACAUCCCGAUCGUAUUCAAUUGUACAAUCUUCCAAUUAAAAUUAAUGGUACCCUACGACCAUAUCAGCAGGAAGGUGUCAAUUGGUUAUGCUUUCUUAAUCGUUAUGGUCUCAAUGGGAUAUUAUGUGAUGAUUUAGGCUUGGGGAAAACAUUACAAACUAUUUGUAUACUCGCCGGUAGUCAUUAUGAAUUGAAACAGUCGAUGAAAUUAUUGAAUAAUAAUAGUUCAACAAACAUAGUCGACAACACAACACAUCAUUCAACAACGAUGGUGCCGAUGAAGAAUAGAAUGCAUCUGAAUGAUGAUGAUGAUGAUGAGAAUGAUGCUGAAAAUGUCCCCAUCUCUUUAGUAAUCUGUCCAUCUACCCUAUGUGGUCAUUGGUUUCAUGAAAUACAACAUUUUGCCCAAACGGAUCAUUUGAAUCCAUUGAUUUAUGGUGGCAAUCAACUUGUUAGACAAAAUCUUCAAUCAAAAUUACAUCAAUACGAUGUUAUUAUUACAUCAUAUGAUUUGAUUCGAAGUGAUGUAGAAUUUUUGCAAUCAAUUCACUGGAAUUAUGUCAUUCUCGAUGAGGGUCAUAUUAUCAAAAGUAGUAAAUCAAAGGUUACACGUGCUGUAAAACAAUUAAUUGCUCAACAUCGUCUUAUUUUAACUGGAACACCUAUUCAGAAUAGAGUUUCUGAGCUAUGGUCUCUAUUCGAUUUCCUAAUGCCUGAAUUUUUGGGUUCUGAACAAUAUUUCUUAGCGAAAUUUGCACGUCCAGUAGCUGCUAGUCGAGAUCUUAAAGCUUCCAAAUCUGAUCAACGUGCAGGUCAGUUAGCAUUGGAAAAACUGCAUCGAUUAGUUUUACCAUUUAUGCUAAGACGAUUAAAAGAGGAUGUAAUGCAAGAUUUACCACCGAAAAUUAUUCAAGAUUUUCCUUGUAAAAUGACACCAGUUCAACGUAAAUUAUAUGAAUCAUUUCAAAAAACUGAUGAAGGACAACAGGCGAUGAAUAUCGUGUCAUCAACAACAACUAAUAAUAACAACAACAAGAGUGACAUCUAUUCUCAAUGUCAUUCCACUUUAUUCACUAAUGUUUCUUCGCCUACAUUGCAUGGUUUUCAUGCAUUACGUUAUUUUCAAGCUGUUUGUAAUCAUCCUUGUUUAGUGUUAAAACAAAAUCAUCCUAUGUUAAAUGAAAUGAAACAAGAGCUAUGUAUAGAUUCUUUGGACCAGUUGAGAUCAGUUCAUUUGAGUGGAAAACUUUUAGCAUUAUGUCGUCUUCUAACUGAUUGUGGCUUUGGCAGUCCAACUGCUAUCAACAACAACAGCAAUAGUACAAGUGUUGACAGUGGCAACAACACUUUAUCAUCUUCAUCGAAUUCAUCUCAUGAUUUAGAAUCCGAUUCAAGUCUGUUAAGUCAGCAUAGAGCUUUAAUAUUUUUUCAAACACGUGAAAUGUUACAAUUAACUGGAGAAAUGCUCAGAAAACAUUUCCCAUGGAUGACAGUGACACGAUUAGAUGGUACUGUCCCGGUGAAUGAACGUCACAAUCGUGUAGUGAAAUUUAAUCAAGAUCCAUCAAUUGAUGUAAUGUUAUUGACAACAGCUGUCGGUGGAUUAGGUUUAAAUUUAACUGGUGCUGAUACAGUGAUAUUUGUAGAACAUGAUUGGAAUCCAAGUAAAGAUUUACAGGCUAUGGAUCGUGCACAUCGUAUUGGUCAAUUACGCACCGUCAAUGUUUAUCGUCUUAUCACAGAAGAUAGUAUAGAAGAACAAAUUAUGAAUUUACAAUCAUUUAAAUUAUAUUUAGCUAAUACAAUUUUAACAACAGAUAAUCAACAUUUAAACCAAAUGGAUACAGAACAUUUAUUUGAUCGUUUCACUGGAACUACUAAUCCUACUACUACUGAUAAUAAUAAUAGUAGUAGUCAGACUGAUUGUCAUCAUCAUUACAACAUCACUUCACCACUACUGGUUGAUGAUCUUGAAGCAUGCUAUGAAGCUGAAUAUAAUUUAGAUCAAUUUGUGGCUCGUUUAAAAACACAUUAA